AUGGAUUCCGACGAUGAAGACUCUCUCUUUGGCUCACCGCCAAUGUCGCCGACGAGGCAGCCGAAUGAAAACACGAUUGGUACUUUGAGAGACGAAACUCCUCUUACUCUACCCAGAACAGAGUUAUCCUCAUCGCCAGUGGCUGAUGUGGAGACCUUCGCGAGCUCUUCUCCGACGCAUGGCCAGUUGGCUAUGCCGGCCUCACUUCAAGACGCCCGUGAGGCUCCUGCACGCGCUUCAGGCUUCGACAACACCUUUACACCCACCGCCAUUUAUCCACUUGCUGAUCAGCGAGCACAAGUAGAAAUGGAUCAGUCUAGACCGCCAGUGUACAGCUCGCAGAUAUUGGAGGCCCUCAGGAACACUACGGGCCCCGUUCGUCUCAUUCCGACUUUGCCCACGAGUGCUCCAUUCACCCCUGCGACUGUAGCGGAUACCACAUCCGCUUCGCUAUUAUCCCCAAAUCACAGCUUUAUCCAGCAAACCGAAUAUUCUACUCCAUUGAACGCUGUUGCAGGAAGCUCACCUCAUGACUCUGUUGCCAGCAACGACGCGGUGGCGUCGAACUACGCCGCCGCUCACGGUCUGAAGAAGUGUACCAAGUGCAAAAAAGACAAACCGCUAUCAGAUUACGAGUACAUGAGUCCCAUGGGACAUCAAGUGCCUCGUUCUCAAUGCGCCGACUGUCGAGAGAAGAGACGCGUCUCAGCUGCGCAUGCCAAGAUCAAGAAGGAUGGAAUUCGAGCCCAGGCUCGACUCCAGGCACAAUACACACAGCAGCGACAGCACCAGCGGCAAGCUUCGGGAGGGUCUCAUGGCCUGGCUACUCAGACGAAUUUCUUGUAUCCCCUUGGCCUUAGUGCGACGACGUUGUCACCCGUCCCAGAUGGCAACGCCGACACGAUCGUCCAGGACCCGUCCAUGACAACUUUGUUUAGGCACAUGCCCAUGUAUCUGUCCCCUACGACCUUUCCAGAUCUUCAAUAUGAUGGACUCCCAAAUCUUCCGGGUCCCGAAGGAUGCCGUUCAGUUGCAACUUUUGGCCCGUCUACUCCCCCCUCAUUGAUGGUCCCUGCCUUCUCUGGCCUGUCUUUUGAUAGCUCUCCUGCUGGUACACAGAUGAGUCGAGAUCUCGAGAUGCUUGAGUCGGACUUGACACAUGCUGCCAAUCACACGUCGUCACGAUUACCGUCACCCAGCUCCGUCUUACCACUUGAUCCGACCGCAGAGUCGAUUGCUGUCCAAGAGCAGCCGCAGCAGCUGACAAACAGCUGCCCUCAUGGCACCCUCGUCACUGUCCAGAUUCUCCCAGUGAGCCUGGCCGAGGCAGAUAUAGACCUGCUCCUCAACCAAGAGAUGGAGAGGUUCCGCUAUGGCCGCAAUAAUUGUCGCUGGCUGAAGAAACAGGACGAGGCAACUGUGAAGAAAUGUUGGCGGAGACGGGAGGCGGCGAUUGUUCUCGGACUCGUCGAAGUGCCCCCUCCCAACUUGCAGCCCAGGAUUGGAUUUGUCUACUCCGAAGGCUCGCAUGAUAUUGUGCCAGGCGGUAAUGAUGAUUACGAGGAAGAUAAUUGA
This is a messenger RNA of Colletotrichum navitas, 1575 nucleotides long. RefSeq lists its product as uncharacterized. The record is from RefSeq and is a predicted model, not a curated record. NCBI's taxonomy places the organism in Eukaryota, Fungi, Ascomycota, Sordariomycetes, Glomerellales, Glomerellaceae. The transcript has 3 exons. Bases 1 to 1575 code for a protein of 524 amino acids.